AUGGCGAACCUCUCGAGCCUUGUGCACGAGCUCCGGCAACGUGUUGCAGGCUCUUCUUCCAACGAACACGACGACGUUCUGGAGGCGCGGUUCCGCUCCGUCAUCCCCAACCUCCUCCAUUCUUUCGUCGUCCCCUCAUCAGGCAAGGAUAAAGAAGCGGCGGCGGUGUUGACGUUAUUGGCUCUUACUGCCAAGGUUUUUCCCGGCGUUUUCUACCACGGCAAGGCCGCUGCUGUGCUGCCUCUUAUUGGUCGGACAUUGCCUUUCUUUGCCGAACCUUCAUUUCGGUCUCGACAUGGGGUCCUAUUUGAGACAAUUGGCUCCCUUUUGUCAUUGCUUCGAACUGGGGACCGAGAUUCAUAUCGCCUCUUCUUCAUGGACACCAUGUUACUUGUUCAAGAUCUUCUGUACGUAUGCUCUGUAUGUGAUAAAGCACCGUCGACAGGGUUGGAGAGAGUAUGUAUAAAAUGCUUCUCUGUAUCCUUUUCUGGAGCUUGUGGCGAGAAUGCCCUUCUUUGUGAUUUACCAGCAUUCAUCAGACCAGCGGAUGGGUAUGGCAUUUUGAUUGAUGUCACUGGCAGAGACAGAUGGCAGCCUUUCGCUGCAUCUGCCAUCAAGUUACUGUGUAAAUGCUUAACUGAAGGAACUUUAUAUGUUGAAGGCCUUAUCCAUUCAUCGUUUGUUUGGGGUACCUGCUCCCUUUUGUGUUAUGGAGACGCUGAUUUGCAUAUUGCAUGUUUUGACUUCAUAUGCCUAAUUGGAGCAGUCAUAGAUCAUGACAUCCUUCCGGCUGAAAGGAUAAUACAGUCAGUAGCUGUCAUUCUGGAUGGACCGUCGACUUAUAGAAGUUCAGCUUAUUACUCUUCUUUGGCUCGAUGCAUUCGUGCUUUAUACUCCAGCUCUUCAGAUGAUAUUGUCAGGUCAACAGCUGCAACUUUUGUAAAUGUCUUUCAUGAGUCAAUGCUGAAGACCAAUAGCGAGGAGCUAAUGGCUGCUUUAUGCAGUGCAUAUGUUAGGAUCGCUAAAUGUUGUCCCCCUCAUGUCUGGAGGCCAGAGAAUCUUAUCUAUUUGCUUUGCUCAACCACGUCCAAGUCUCAUAUGAUGGAAUGCAUUCAAGUUGCCAUCUCUAGACUCGGUCCUUACUUUGAGAGAAGAAAUGAGGACCUCGUUUUGUCAACCUCGGAAAGUGGCAAAAAUGAGAACUUUAGAAUUAGAGAGAAAAGACCAGCUCUGGACCUUGAUCCUCCUAAUUCAAAGCGUCCAAAGAUAGUGGAAAAGCCGGCGGAUUUUAUGAUAAAUCCUCCGCUUAUGACCGAGAAAUUCACAUGUUCAGGAGAUAGAGAAUAUGCUGAUCAUAUGUCCACCUCUUUGAACCAUUUUGUGGAAGAUCUGAUACCUCCUUGUGAGGAAACUAAGUUACUGAAGCCAGAAGUGGCUUUGACUGCUCUUAGUACUCUGUGCAUCAUAUUUUGUGACUAUCCACACCUGAAUAUCUCAUCGUCUAUUUUUAAGCAGUUUCAAAAGUGGAUACCCUGGAUAUCAGAGCAGGUCAAGAAAGAAUUGUUCCUUAACAUUGACUUAUCCUUCUUUUUAGAGGCAGUUCACUUCAUAUUGCUCACUCAAGGGUCCCUUCCUUCAGAGAGAAAGCUUAUUAAUUGGGAUGAUGAUUCAUCAGAAUCCCUAUAUUCGAUUCUGAAGCGUCCAUGGACGAAUUCUCUUGCAAUUUAUCCCAAUCCUCCACGGGAUGCAAAAUACCUCUCUUUGCUGGUUUUGUCAAAGAUUGGCUUUCCAAAGAUAGAAAAUUAUCUUGAUAUCCUAGACUCGAGCCUUCUUGAUGAAGUAAAAGAGGUUAGAUGUGAAGCUGUCACGUGUAUGCCAGUGAUUGUGUUUUGGUCUGGAUUUAGCUUGCUGACACAAAUGUUCAAGAGGCUCAAGGAAUUAGAGUUUGAGAGUAUAUAUCAUACUAAUAAGAUUGUUCCUCUCUCCCUUGGUGCCCUGGCCUGUCUAUAUGGUUCUUGUCUUGGUGUAGGAACACAGUCAGAAAGUGAUUGCAGACUGUUCUUGAACCUAGGGAGCUGUGGAAAGAAACCAAGUGUGGAUAAUCUAUUGGGAGGAUUCAGGUGUUCAAAGUGUGAUACUGGAGUUAUGCUGAAUGAGGGGGUUUAUAAAACCGCUGUCCACCCCCCUGGUUGUCGAAGCUCUGAGCUAGUUUUGGAUUGUGAUUUUUAUUGUUUACAGUCUUGGUUUUUUGAUCUGCUUUACAAUGGAUCAUCCGAAGAUGUUCGAGUGGCUUGUGUAGGGAUUAUUCGGAGAAUCUUACUCCAUGGAACUUCUGAUGUGUUGCAGAGGGCGAAAGAGGAGUGGAUGAAGUGUGUUGACUUCCUGUUGGUCCACAGGGAAAAAGCUGUGAGAGAAGCAUUUUGCACACAGAUUAGCUUUUUCCUUGAGGAGCCUAUUUUGAACUGUUUAAUUUUGGAUUCGGAGUCCACAAAUAAAACAAAAGAAGAGCGAUUCAUGGACAAAAUUAAACAUCCUUUGGCGACAAUUGAUGAUCCCUCAGUCUGCGAGACUCUUUUAGAAGCUACAGCAAAGAUUAUGGAUACCGCAAAUGUUGAGAGUCAACUCUUUUUGUUUUCUCUUACUUUAUUGAUUGAUCAACUUGAUAAUCCUUAUGUGAGCGUGAGAGUAACCGCUUCUACUUUGAUAAGUAGAUCUGACCAUCUUCGCCAUAAUGGAGGACUGAAUGCAGUCCUUUGUAAAGUUCUUAAUAUUAGGAACGAGUUAUAUCAUUAUCUAUCUGCUAGGCUGGUAACCCGUCCAAAAAUGAUUGAGGAGUUUGCAACAGCUGUGCUUUGUGUUGAAACUGAUGAGCUUGUCAACCGUAUAAUUCCUGUUGUUCUUCCAAAGCUUGUUAUCACUGUGCGCGAUAAUGAUCAAGCAAUCAUCGUUCUACGAGAGAUGGCCAAACAUCUGAAGAUGGAUAUGGUGCAACUUAUAGUUCUUUGGCUGCCUAAAGUGCUUGCUUUUGCUCUCAACCAAGCUGACGAGGAAGAUUUACGCUUGGCGUUACAGUUUUACCAUGAACAGACUGGAUCUGACCACAAAGAGAUAUUUGCUGCUGCGCUACCUGCACUUUUGGAUGAACUUGUAUGCUUUACUGACGAAAAAGAUUCAAAAGAGAUUUGCAAAAGGUUGACGAGUGUGCCUCAGAUGAUAGGAAAAGUUGCUAAAAUUUUAACAAGUAAUGAAGACCUUCCAGGAUUCUUGAGAAAUCACUUUGUCGGUCUCCUUAAUAGCAUUGACAGGAAAAUGCUUCAUGCAAAGGAUGUGUUGCUGCAAAAACAGGCCAUCAAACGCAUACAGAUGCUAAUAAAUAUGAUGGGGGCACACCUUCGGACUUAUGUGCCUAAACUCAUGGUUCUUCUCAUGCAUGCAAUUGAGAAAGAGCAUCUCCAAGGGGAAGGUCUCUCGGUCUUGCAUGAUUUUAUCAAGCAACUGGCAAAAAUAACACCCUCUAGUACUAAGCAUGUUAUUUGUCAAGUGUUUGCUGCUCUUGUCCCCUUCUUAGAGAGUGAAAAAGAGAAUUUUUCUCCUCAUUUUGCCAAGAUUGUGGAGAUUUUGGAAGAACUUGUGCUUCAGAAUACUAUGAUUUUAAAACAACAUGUGCAUGAGUUCCCUCCAUUACCAAAAGUUCCAGCGCUGGCAGAAUUGAACAAGGUUAUCCAAGAAGCGCGGGGAUCGAUGACUUUGAAGGAACAGCUUCUUGAUUUUGCUAAUGGGUUGAAUCAUGAAAAUUUGAAUGUUAGAUACAUGGUAGCAUCUGAGCUAAUUAAAUUGUUGAACUCUAGAAGGGAUGAUGUCACAACUUUGCUCCUUAAGGAAGGUGAUGAUAAUAUGAAUGUAUUGAGUUCUUUAAUUUCAUCCCUUUUAAAGGGGUGUGCUGAAGAGUCAAGGACUUCUGUCGGACAGAAGCUGAAGGUAAUUUGUGCUGACUGCCUUGGGGCUAUUGGAGCAGUGGAUCCUGCCAAAGUUAGAAAUUCUUCUAGUACACGUUUCAAAAUUGCAUGUUCUGAUGAUGACUUAAUAUUUGAGUUAAUCCAUAAGCAUCUAGCUAGGGCCUUUAGAGCUGCUCCAGACACAACUGUGCAAGAUUUAGCUGCAUUGGCUAUACAGGAGCUUUUAAAGAUUGCCGGUUGCGAGGCGUCACUUGAUCAAAAUGCUACUAUUUCCCUCUCACAGACCAUGAAGAGGGAGACUCGAAAAGUCCCAGCAUCUUCAUUGAAACAUGCAGCAAAUUGCUCAGAAACUUAUGAUAGGGGUCAAAGACUCUGGGAUCGUUUCUCUGAUUAUGUUAAAGAGAUAAUAGCCCCUUGCUUAACCUCAAGAUUCCAGCUACCAGAUAUUUCAGAUUCUUCAUCUUCUGGUCCCAUUUAUCGUCCUUCUAUGUCUUUCAGAAAGUGGAUAUCCUCUUGGAUCAAGAAACUGACUCUGCAUGCAGUGGGUUCUCGGGCGAGCAUUUUCAAUUCCUGUCGAGGUAUUGUCCGUCAUGAUAUGCAAAUAGCAGUGUAUCUGUUGCCUUACUUAGUCCUGAAUGCAGUUUGUCAUGGUAGUGAGGAAGCACGCUGUGGUAUAACAGAAGAAAUUCUUUCUGUUCUUCAAGCAGCAGCUUCAGGGCGUAGUUCUGUUGCUGCACAUUGCACUAAUACUGGUCAAAGUGAAGUCUGUAUUCAAGCUGUUUUUACGCUUCUUGAUAAUCUUGGUCAGUGGGUUGAUGAUAUUGAACAGGAGCUCGCCCUUUCCCAGUCUACGCAGCUACCCAAUUCGAAGAUGGGGGGCCCAAAGUCAAAAGAAAGUGAUGCGCAUGUUUUCAAGCAAACUGACCAGGUGCUUACACAAUGUAGGCAUGUUUCAGAGCUACUUGCUGCAAUUCCUAAAGUAACACUGGCUAAAGCCUCUUUCAGGUGUCAGGCUUUUGCCAGGUCUUUGUUGUACUUUGAGUGUCAUGUUCAGGAGAAAUCAGGAUCUUUCAACCCAGCUGCUGAAAGAAGUGGCAUCUUUGAGGAUGAAGAUAUAUCGUUUUUAAUGGAAAUAUACAGCAAUCUGGAUGAGCCUGAUGGCUUAUCAGGUUUGGCUUGUUUACGAAAAUUGAAGAGCAUACAAGAUCAUCUGCUGAUAAAUAAGAAAGCUGGCAACUGGGCAGAAGUUUUAACUUCUUGUGAGCAAUCGUUGCAGAUGGAACCGACAUCUGUCAGCAGUCACUCAGACGUCCUUAAUUGCUUGUUAAAUAUGUGCCAUUUACAAACAAUGGUAACUCAUGUAGACGGUUUGAUAUCCAGAAUCCCUCAGUACAAGAAGACAUGGUGUAUGCAAGGUGUUCAAGCAGCAUGGAGGCUUGGUAGAUGGGACUUGAUGGAUGAGUAUCUCAGUGGGGCUGAUGAAGAGGGUAAGGUCUGUAGUAGCGCUGAGUGUAAUGCUUCAUUUGAUAUGGAUGUUGCAAAGAUUCUCCAGACGAUAAUGAGGAAAGAUGAACCCUCAACUCGUAGAAGAAUAGCAUUGUCGAAACAUGCUCUAAUCGCUCCUCUUGCCGCUGCUGGUAUGGAUUCUUACGCAAGGGCCUACCCAUUUGCUGUAAAGCUUCAUAUGCUUCAAGAGCUAGAAGAUUUCAAUUUCCUGCUUGCUGGUGACUCUUUCCUAGAGAAACAGUUGAAGCUUGGUGAUCCGGAGUUCUCUAAAGUAAUAGCAAACUGGGAAAAUCGGAUGAAACUCACCCAACCAUCUCUCUGGGCUCGGGAACCACUUCUGGCUUUUAGAAGGCUUGUUUUUGAGGCUAGUGGUCUUGGUGCUCAAGCAGGAAAAUGCUGGGUGCAAUAUGCAAAACUCUGUCGCUCGGCUGGUCACUAUGAGACUGCAAAUCGAGCAAUCAUGGAAGCUAGAGCUUCAGGUGCACCAAAUGUUCACAUGGAAAAAGCAAAGCUUCUAUGGAGCACAAAGCGAACUGAUGGAGCGAUUGCUGAACUGCAACAAUCCCUUCUUAACUUGCCUGUGGAGGUUGUUGGCUCGGCCGCAGUGUCCUCCAUCACCAGCCUCUCCUUGGUUCCUUUGAACCCACAACCUUCGUAUUCUGGUGCUCAGUCUUUGAAUGAGAAUGAGGAUAUUGCUAGGACCCUCCUCCUUUAUUCAAGAUGGACCCACUACACUGGCCAAAAGCAAAAGCAGGAUGUGAUUAGUCUUUAUUCAAGGGUAAAGGAGCUGCAGCCAAAAUGGGAGAAGGGAUAUUUUUACAUGGCUAAAUAUUCCGACGAAGUGCUUGUUGAUGCCAGGAAACGGCAGGAGAAAUAUUUUGAUAAACCUAGGGUGGGUUCCUCUUCUACAACUUCAGAUUCUGAAAAGAGAUGGUGGUUCAAUCUUCCUGAUGUGUUGCUGUCGUAUGCGAAAGGGCUACAUAGAGGUCACAAGUAUCUUUUCCAGGCUCUUCCAAGAUUGCUUACUCUGUGGUUUGAGUUUGGGUGUAUAUAUAGUAGAAGUGACUUAUCGUCCAACAAAGAUAUGAAGCAUGUACAUGUGAAGGUCAUGAACAUCAUGCGAGGAUGUUUAAAGGAUUUGCCUACUUAUCAAUGGUUGGCUGUUCUGUCCCAAUUAGUUUCUAGAAUUUGUCACCAAAAUGAGGAAAUUGUCCGUUUGGUGAAACAUAUUAUUACUUCUGUUCUUCGGCAGUACCCACAGCAAGCCCUUUGGACAAUGGCAGCUGUUACAAAAUCCACAGUGUCUUCCAGGAGGGAUGCUGCUGCAGAGAUUUUACAAGCUGCAAAAAGAGAAGGGAAGCAUGGUGCUACCAAUUCUUUGUUUUUGCAGUUUGCUUCUAUGAUUGAUCAUUUAAUUAGGUUAUGCUUCCAUGCUGGACAAGCAAGGGCAAAAACCAUCAAUAUCUCGACUGAAUUUAGCGCCUUGAAGAGGAUGAUGCCUGUGGAAGUUAUCAUGCCAACCCAACAAUCAUUGGCCGUUAAUCUACCUUCAUGUGAUUUCAAUGCGACAAUCCCGGACAUAUCUGAUACUUUAGCAUCCACAGAUCUUCCUACAAUUUCUGGAAUUGCAGAUGAGGCUGAAAUUCUUUCCUCACUUCAACGACCAAAGAAGGUAGUUCUUUUGGGCAGUGAUGGUUCUGAACGUCCGUUUCUCUGCAAGCCAAAGGAUGACCUCAGAAAAGAUGCACGUAUGAUGGAGUUCAAUGCAAUGAUUAACCGUUUGCUGUCCAAAAACCCUGAAAGCCGUAAGAGAAAGCUUUACAUUCGCACCUUUGCUGUGGUUCCACUGACAGAAGAUUGUGGGAUGGUUGAGUGGGUGCCUCACACUCGCGGACUACGACAUAUACUCCAAGAUAUUUACAUGAGCUGUGGAAAAUUUGAUAAGCAGAAGACAAAUCCUCAAAUUAAGCGCAUCUAUGAUCAAUGCCAGGGGAAAAUGCCAGAAGAAGAAAUGCUAAAGUACAAAAUCCUGCCAAUGUUCCCUCCAGUUUUCCAUAAAUGGUUUCUCAACACGUUUUCUGAACCUGCUGCUUGGUUCAGGGCCCGAGUCGCUUAUGCCCACACUACUGCUGUGUGGUCUAUGGUGGGACAUAUAGUGGGCCUUGGUGACCGUCAUGGGGAGAAUAUAUUAUUUGACUCGACUACAGGAGACUGUGUUCAUGUUGACUUUAGUUGUUUAUUUGACAAAGGCUUGCAGUUGGAGAAACCUGAGCUCGUGCCUUUCAGGCUAACACAGAACAUCAUUGAUGGAUUGGGCAUUACUGGAUAUGAGGGCAUCUUCUUGAGGGUCUGCGAGAUCACCCUUUCAGUAUUGAGGACACACAGGGAGACCUUAAUGAAUGUUCUUGAGACUUUCAUCCAUGAUCCACUAGUGGAAUGGACAAAACAUCACAAGUCUAGUGGUGUAGAAGUUCAAAACCCCCAUGCACAGCGAGCCAUCAGUAACAUUGAAGCGCGCUUACAAGGAGUGGUUGUUGGUGUUGGAGCUGCGCCAUCAUUGCCACUGGCUGUAGAAGGGCAAGCUCGUCGAUUGGUUGCAGAAGCGGUUGCACACAAAAACCUUGGGAAGAUGUAUAUAUGGUGGAUGCCUUGGUUUUGA
Oldenlandia corymbosa var. corymbosa is the source of this 8121-nucleotide messenger RNA. NCBI's taxonomy places the organism in Eukaryota, Viridiplantae, Streptophyta, Magnoliopsida, Gentianales, Rubiaceae. The record is from the annotation of a GenBank genome assembly.